GGCUAUUGUAGAGUGUGGGAGUUCUGGUGGCUUCAGUGAGAAGAGGUGAUGGUAAGUCUCUGCUCUCCAGAUGCUCAACAGAUUACAAGAUUGUGGAGAAUCACUUAACGACCUGAAUAAUGUACCCCUGCUUGCCUCAGAUAUCUAGAAGAGGAUCUGAUCAUCAAGCUGCUGUACCUAGAGCGGUGGCUGUCGGCACCUAUCUGUGGCAGCUUCAAUGGAAUCUGAAACGAGACAGGAAUUGGAAGCUCCCUCUGCCUCCAGGAUCCAUGGGACUUCCAUUUGUUGGUGAAACUUUCCACUGGUUCCUACAGGGCUCUGAGUUCCACGCCUCCAGAAGGAACCAACAUGGAAAUGUGUUCAAAACACAUUUGCUUGGACGACCUGUGGUUCGUGUGACAGGGGCUGAAUACCUACGUCCUCUGCUUAUGGAGGAGCAUAAUUUGGUUGGCGUCAACUGGCCUCGCAGUGCCCAAGAUAUGCUGGGGUCCAGCAGCCUGGCAAACUCCAUCGGAGACAUCCACCGCCACCGGCGCAAGGUCUACGCAAGAAUUUUCAGCCACUCUGCUUUAGAGAGUUACUUGCCGCGAAUUAGGAAGUUGGUGGGAGAGACAGUAAAGGACUGGUGUGCCAGGGAACACCCGGUCACCGUGUAUCCAGAGACCAAGCAGCUCACAUUCCGAAUAGCCGUGGCAGUACUGCUUGGAUCCUUGCCGGGCGAGGAGGAGCUGACUGACCUGUUCACCACCUUUGAGCAACUCACCAGGAAUAUUUUCUCACUGCCCUUUGACAUUGCAGGCAGUGGCUACAGAAAGGGUAUUCGAGCUCGGGACAAGCUCCACCUAUACUUUGAAAAAGCUAUAGAUGAUAUACGUCAAUCCAGUCCCUAUGAAGAAAACUCCAGUGCCCUGAGCAUCCUGAUAAAGAGCAGCAAAGAACACAGGAUGGAGAUGAGCACACAAGAAUUGAAGGAAGCGGCAGUGGAGCUGAUGUUUGCUGCCUACGCCACCACAGCCAGUGCCUGCACCUCCCUCAUCCUGCAGCUGCUGAAGAAUCCAGCCGUCUUUGCCAAGCUGAAAGUGGACCUCCAGACGAGGGGAUUCUGGCCUGAAACCACCGGCAGAGAGGACACCUUACACCACGCUGACAUCACCCAUCUGCAGUACCUGGAUUGUGUGGUGAAAGAAGUACUGAGGGUGCUCCCACCCGUGUCGGGGGGAUAUCGAGUGGCCCUCCGGACUUUCGAGCUGGCGGGUUUCCAGAUCCCCAAAGGAUGGAGUGUGUUAUACAGCAUUCAGGACACACAUAAUACUGCCCCCAUAUUCCAGGAUCCUGAAACAUUCGAUCCGGAUAGAUUUGCCAAAGAUCAAAUGGAAGGCAAGAACAUCCGCUUUCAUUAUCUGCCUUUUGGUGGAGGUGUUAGACGAUGCCUUGGCAAAGAGCUUGCAAAACUUAUCCUGAAAGUCCUUGCUAUUGAGUUGACCAUUGUCAGUCAUUGGGAGCUAGCCACCAAGACAUUCCCCAAAAUGCUGCUGGUGCCAAUCGUUCACCCUGCUGAUGGACUAAAAGUGCAGUUUUCAGCUCAGCUUUGCAACAGGAGCUAAGUUUCUAGAAGAAACGUGCUGUACUGUGAUCGAAUGUUCAAGAACUCACUAUCAUGCUGGUGGUUCAAUUUGCAAGUAACGUUUCAGGAUAUAAUAUCAAGGAGAACUCAUAACUGAUGGUGUUCUGUUCAAGUAAAACCAUUAACAUCCCUGAGCUAUGAUAAGAACAUUAGACUCUUUAUUCUGUGAUACAAGGGGAUUUUUGGACCCAGUGUCAGUGUUAAACACUCCCAGGUGGGGAAAAAAAGGCUCAAGUUAGAUGCAGGGUAGAAUUUCGACUGCACUUAGCCUAACAUUUGUACAAGCUCCUUCUGAAGAUUGUAUGGUGUGAAAUUUGGACUUGUGAUCAGUAACUCUUAUGGGUUUAAAUUACUUAAUUAGUACCUGAUCAGCAAUACUGGGUUGAAACAUUUCAGAUUGAUUCCAGGUCAGAGGCCAAUAGUUAUAAUUGGUAUUUAUCCAAUUAGUCUGUUUGUACCCACCUAUUGUGCUACCUAACCCAAUAUUUUGAUCACUUUCAGGAGGUUUUUAAUGCCCUCCCAACAAGCAUUUUUCCACAGUAUCAUGUUUUAAUCAGUAGAAUGAAUUGAGACAUACAAGAGUUAAAAGUUAUUAAAUCUUUGCUUCAAUUCACAUACCAGAAUUGGACAUUGCACUGUGGUAGCUGUGUCCAUUUCUUUUGAACACAGAUGUGAAUGUCAGAUUUACUUUAUGCAAGAAACUAUGCAGCUCCAAUUGGAUAUUCCAUUUGGUGCCACUGAGUGUUUUGAUAAGUAUUCACUUAUAUCAGUACUGACUAUAUAUUAAUUAUGGUAAUUACCAUUUAAUGAUUAUUUUUGCCAGGUGUUACCUGCCUUAGAAAUGAAUGUCUACUUUUCUCUAUUUCUGGUUAAUUUAUUUCUAUUGAAGCCAUUAUAUGCUUUAUAACAAGUACUCCAUGGCCCUCAAAUGGAAGUGGAAUAAACCAAGGAAUACUUCUUC
This is a messenger RNA of Pristis pectinata (smalltooth sawfish), 2585 nucleotides long. Its product is annotated as cytochrome P450 26B1-like. Gene Ontology annotation, molecular function: monooxygenase activity; heme binding; oxidoreductase activity, acting on paired donors, with incorporation or reduction of molecular oxygen. Lineage: Eukaryota; Metazoa; Chordata; Chondrichthyes; Rhinopristiformes; Pristidae. Bases 120 to 1604 code for a protein of 494 amino acids. The record is from RefSeq and is a predicted model, not a curated record. The transcript has 8 exons. Gene Ontology annotation, biological process: sterol metabolic process.